AUGCAGCACUACGGGGUGAACGGCUACUCUCUGCACGCCAUGAACUCCCUCAGCGCCAUGUACAACCUGCACCAGCAGGCAGCGCAACAGGCACAGCACGCGCCCGACUACCGGCCGUCUGUGCACGCGCUUACACUGGCCGAGAGACUAGCUGACAUCAUCCUGGAGGCUCGCUACGGCUCUCAGCACCGCAAACAGCGCCGGAGCCGCACGGCCUUCACAGCGCAGCAACUGGAAGCGCUGGAGAAGACUUUCCAGAAGACCCACUAUCCAGAUGUGGUGAUGAGGGAGCGGCUGGCCAUGUGUACCAAUCUGCCCGAGGCCCGAGUGCAGGUUUGGUUUAAGAACCGCAGAGCCAAGUUCCGCAAGAAGCAACGGAGCCUCCAGAAGGAGCAGCUUCAAAAGCAGAAGGAGGCGUCAGGCGAAGGAGGAAGUGAGAAGGAGGACGCACCUCCCUCCACCACCAUCCUUCCUGACACCCAGCUGCCUCCUUCAUCCUCCUCCUCCUCUUCAUCCUCUCUGGAGACAGAAGGUCCUGUGGUCCGUCCUGUACCGCUGGACAUGGAGCUGAACGUCACGUCGGCAGAACAUUCAGGCAGCGAGUCGGCGACGGAGGAUAAUGAUAACACAGAUAAGGAGGAUGAGAGUAAAUCUCAAAGAGAGGAGAUAAAGUGUGAGAGAGCAGUGACACCUGGGGACGUGUCCCCCUGCAAAAGACUCAGCCCUAAACCAGACUCUCCCCUGGUCUCUCCAUCCGUGACCCCCUCCUCCUCCAGCAGUGGCCUGGCCAGCAGCGGGCCUCUCUCUCAGAGCCACUCUUACUCUUCCUCUCCUCUCAGCCUGUUUCGUCUGCAGGAGCAGUUCCGCCAGCACAUGGCUGCCACCAACAACCUGGUGCACUACCCUGCUUUUGACCUCGCGGCCCCGUCUUCACUCCCCUACCUGGGAAUGAAUGUUAACAUGCCCCCUGCGCCGCUUGGCUCUCUGCCCUGUCAGUCCUACUACCAGUCCCUGUCCCACCAUGCCCAGCAGGUGUGGAACAGCCCGCUGCUUCAGGCAUCGGCUGCCGGCAGCCUCACCAGCCACAACAGCAAGACCACAAGCAUCGAAAACCUGCGUCUGAGGGCCAAACAACACGCUGCCUCACUGGGACUGGACACAAUGUCUAACUGAGAAUCAGAUUGUAUGGAGGACAAUGUAAACUAGGCCACAGCCUCGGCCUACAAAUCAUCCCAUCCAACUGCGUGUCUAUGUGACUGUGAUAGGUCUUUAGGAGCUGUAUACUGACCCCUACUUGAGCAGAUGGGCACACGACAUGCAGAGAUGUCCAAAAAUAAAACAUGCCAACAUGCACUGGACCUACAGAACUCCAUUCAACAGCUUUUAAAGACAAACCACACUUCCACGGCUUGUUUGACUCCUGUUAGCUUCUGUUGCAGCUCAAGGUCCAAAAGAACAUCCUUGGGAAAACAAAACCCAUAAGAUACUCAACAUUGCUAGAAAAAGAUGCAGCGGAUCAAGUGAAUGUCCCAACUCAAAGGACAACAAAUGUAUUCCAGACUCAUGAUGACGUUUCC
Seriola dumerili (greater amberjack) is the source of this 1577-nucleotide messenger RNA. It is a transcript of the gene dmbx1a, whose product is annotated as diencephalon/mesencephalon homeobox protein 1-A-like. The record is from RefSeq and is a predicted model, not a curated record. The transcript is spliced from 4 exons. Bases 1 to 1173 code for a protein of 390 amino acids. Gene Ontology annotation, biological process: regulation of transcription by RNA polymerase II. Gene Ontology annotation, molecular function: RNA polymerase II transcription regulatory region sequence-specific DNA binding; DNA-binding transcription factor activity, RNA polymerase II-specific. Lineage: Eukaryota; Metazoa; Chordata; Actinopteri; Carangiformes; Carangidae.